AUGUCCGAGACGACCACGGCCGAAAAGGCCAUCGACCAAGGCCAUGCUAGCUCCGAGUCGGCAUCGUUUGUCGACGUCGAACGCAACGUUCCAGCCCCCCAAGAUGCCGUUGCAAGUGCCGUCGCUGAGAUCGCUGCCAAGACCUCUGUCAAGAAAGGCACAAAAACAAGCUUCAGCAUAUGGUCCAAGAUUUACUACACGUCCAUCCCCUGCUUCCUGGCCUAUCUCAUCACCUUUUCGGCCUCCGUCGUCGCUCCCGCCACCACCACGUUCAUGGCCGAAUUCCACGUCAGCCGCACCGUCGCCCUCUUGAGCGGCACCGUCUACCUUCUCGGCCUGUCCUUUGGCCCCAUGUUCCUGGCGCCCAUUUCGGAGCUCGUCGGCCGCCGCUGGCUGUAUGUCGUGACGUCGGCCAGCAUCGUCGUGUUUGCCGCCGGCGCCGGCGCGUGCCACACGUUUGCCGGGUUCCUCGUCUGCCGCUUCCUGUGUGGCUUCUUCGGCUCGAGCGGCAUCGCCAUCGGCGCGGGCACCAUCUUUGACGUCUGGGGCCUCACCAAGGCCCGCGGCCUGGCCACCCUGCUGUUCAUCUACGGGCCCUUUAUGGGCCCGUCCAUGGGCCCGCUCGCCGGCGCCUACAUUAUGCACGAGCACGGCGGCGACUGGCGCUGGACGCAGUGGCUGAUUGCCCUGAUCGGCGCGCCCAUUUUUGUGUUGAUUCUGUUUAUGAAGGAAACGUCGACGACGCGGGUCCAAGGAGGUGGCCAUAAUGACAAAAAGAAAAGCUGGCUGGGCGUCGCCGGCCAGGCCGUGUCCCUCUUGCAGGCGGCCGUCGUGCGCUCGACCACGAUGCUGACCACCGAGGCCAUUGCCUUUUCCAUUACGCUGUACACCGGCUACGCUUACGCGGUCGUUUUUAGCUUCUUUGCCAGCGGCUCCUACGUCUUUCUGGUCGACUACGGCUUCGACGAGCGCCAGGUCGGCCUGGUCUUUCUCGGCGUCUUUGUCGGCUACGUGCUGGCGGCCGUGCUGCACAUCGUCGUGGAGAAGACGCUCUACGCCCGCGCCGAGCGGCUUGCCCCCGCCGGCCAGCGCCCGGCGCCCGAGCACCGCCUCUACUCGGCCAUGGCCGGCAGCAUCUUCUUGCCCAUCGGGCUCUUCUGGUACGCCUGGUCCUCGCGCCCGGGCGGUGGCAACUGGGCCGUCGUCGCCGCCAGCGGCAUUCCGUUUGGCAUUGGCGCGUUUGUCUUGUUUCUGUCCUCCAUUAUGUACUUGGUCGAAUCGUACGGCCCCAGCGCCUCCGCCUCCGCGCUCGCCGCCAACGGGUCCAUCCGCUACAUGCUGGGCGCCGUCUUCCCCCUGUUUACCAUCCAAAUGUACGAGACGCUCGGCGUGCACUGGGCCGGCAGCGUCUUUGCCUUUUUGUCGCUGGCCCUGCUGCCCAUCCCGUGGCUGCUGUUCAAGUACGGCCACAAGCUGCGCCAGAACAGUCGCUUUGUUCCUGCGUCUGCCACGACGGCCCCAGCAGUGACGGCCACGGCCACGACGGCCCCGGCCACGACUGCGUAA
Sporothrix schenckii 1099-18 is the source of this 1566-nucleotide messenger RNA. RefSeq names its product MFS polyamine transporter. The coding region runs from base 1 to 1566 and encodes 521 amino acids. Gene Ontology annotation, cellular component: membrane. The transcript has 3 exons. The record is from RefSeq and is a predicted model, not a curated record. NCBI's taxonomy places the organism in Eukaryota, Fungi, Ascomycota, Sordariomycetes, Ophiostomatales, Ophiostomataceae. Gene Ontology annotation, biological process: transmembrane transport; spermine transport; spermidine transport. Gene Ontology annotation, molecular function: spermine transmembrane transporter activity; spermidine transmembrane transporter activity.